AUGAUUCUCUCACGAACGAAAGCUGCAGAUGAUCCGAAGAAGAAGGGAGCCGUCUCGAGUCAAGAGAAAAAUAAGAAGAAAGUUGGUGAAGUCGAAGAUUUCAUCGCUGAAAGGGAUUAUACAGGUGCAAUUGCCUAUCUUGAAUUUUGUCGACAAAGUGAAAAAGAAGUCAAAGAUCUUGACCUCUGGUUAGGAUUUGCCGCAUUUCACGCUGGAGAUUACCAGCGAGCAAGUGAGGAAUAUGAAAAUAUUCUCAAACGUGAUCCACGAAAUGGUCAAGUGUACAUAUAUCUCGCUUGUUGUUACUUCAUGUUAGGCAAAUACGAUGAAGCAGAGCAAACUGCAUUGAAAGGUACAAAAUCUCCGCUGCAAACUCGUGUUUUAUUUCAUGUUGCACAUAAACAAAACAAUGAAGAGAAACUCAUGGGUUUACAUCGGCAAUUACAAGACGUGGUCGAAGAUCAGAUGUGCUUGGCUAGCAUGCAUUAUAUGAGAAGUCACUUUCAAGAAGCAUUAGAUAUAUACAAACGUUACUUAGUUGAAAACCGGGAAAAUUUAGCAUUAAAUGUCUAUGUUGCACUUUGUUAUUAUAAACUUGAUUACUAUGAUAUUUCGCAAGAGAUUCUCGAUGUUUAUCUAAAAAAGAAUCCGGAAUCGGCAACGGCAACUAAUCUUCAAGCGUGUAAUCAAUAUCGGCUGUAUAACGGAAAAGCUGCCGAGAAUGAUUUGAAAGUCUUUUUGGAUAAAAUGAGUACGUCAUUCAACUAUGCGAAGGAGUUAUUUCGUCAUAAUAUGGUUGUUUUCCAAAAUGGUGAAGGCGCACUUCAAAUUCUUCCAUCAUUGGUCGAUGUUAUACCCGAAGCUCGUCUCAAUUUGGUCAUUUAUUAUCUGAAAGAAGAUGAUCUUGAUCAUGCGUAUGAUUUAAUGAAAGACGUUGAACCUUUACAACCAGCGGAAUACAUUCUCAAAGGUGUUGUCAACGCUACAUAUGGUCAGGAACACAACUCACGUGAUCACAUUAAAACAGCGCAAUCGUAUUUUCAAUUAGUAGGUGGUUCAGCAAGUGAAUGCGAUACAAUUCCAGGCAGACAGAGUAUGGCAUCAUGUUAUUUUCUUCAUAAGCGUUUCGACGAUGUAAUUGUGUAUCUCAGUUCGAUAAAAACUUAUUUCUAUAAUGAUGAUGCAUUUAACUUUAACUAUGCCCAAGCAAAAGCCCAUGAAGAGAAAUGGAAAGAAGCCGAAGAAGCGUUUUUACUCAUUCAAAGUGAAAAAUUGAAAAACGAUUAUGUGUAUUUAAGUUGGUUAGCACGAUGCUAUAUAUACAAUAGCAAACCGCGUCUUGCCUGGGAACUUUAUCUCAAACUUGAACAUUCUACUGAAUCAUUUUCAUUACUUCAACUAAUCGCAAAUGAUUGCUACAAACGCGGACAUUUCUUCUAUGCUGCACGUGGAUUCGAUAUUCUUGAACGUAUGGAUCCAAAUCCGGAGUUUUGGGAAGGUAAACAAGGCGCGUGUGCCGGAGCAUUUCAACAAAUCGUUGCCGGUCAUGAACCUCGCGAUACACUUCGAGAUAUACUCUCCUUAUUACGAAACACAAAUCAUCCUCAAGGAGAUCAUAUGAUUAAAAUAAUGCGAUCAUGGGCACGAACUAAUAACAUUCCUGUUUGA
Adineta ricciae is the source of this 1668-nucleotide messenger RNA. Lineage: Eukaryota; Metazoa; Rotifera; Eurotatoria; Adinetida; Adinetidae. The record is from the annotation of a GenBank genome assembly.